CACAGUAUUACUCCACUCCGUAAACGCCUGACGCGUCCUACUUAUGCAGAUAAUAAUACUCCCACGUGGCUGUCCUUCUCUUAGUAACCAACAUGUCUCAAUCAUUCUUACGGCCUCUCAGAUCAUCAUGGUCUCGCUCAUGGUGUAUAACCAGAACUCACAAACAGUCCACUAGGUCAUUCGCGAAACCAUUCCUAUGGGGUGCUGUUUCCAUCUUUUCAGCUGCAUAUGCAGUACAAAGUACCAUGACCCUCCAUCUUGAUGCCGAACCAUCUCUACCCGACUCUGGAUUUGAGAUUGAUCCCGCAACAUCAAUUGCUUUCCCCAAGACCCUUCAUAUACCAUCAAAAUUCCCUUUGCCUCAGUUCUCACUCGUUGGCGUUGGGGUGAGAACUGUAUCAUUCCUUGGCAUCAAGGUGUACUCUGUUGGCUUUUACGCCGACCUUGCCAAUCCGAACCUGAAUAUUCCCAUGACUGCAACUCCCGACGAAAAAAUAGAACACAUUGUCCGCAAUACCGCAUGUGCCAUUCGAAUAGUACCCACUCGCGGCACCUCUUAUUCGCAUCUCCGUGACGGCUUCAUGCGUGCCCUCACUGCACGUAUGCAGCUCGCACAUGCCCGUGCUACAAUCACUCCAGAAGAGGAAGCCGCAGCCCAGUCUCCUUUGAGGACAUUGAAAUCACUUUUCCCUACUACGUCAAUGUCAAAGGGCAAACCGUUUGACAUAAUACUUGUCGCGCCAUUGCGCAGCCCAUCUCGCCCGCGAACUUUGGUUCUCAGAGACAUGGGUUCUGUGGAAAAUGAUUGGGUAUCAGAGGAAUUCGUCCUGGCAUAUUUCGAGGGUAAUGGAAUUAGCCCUCCGUUGAAGAAAGCUGUUACAGAACGAAUGCAAGCGUUUGGGAAGUAGCCUUUAGUACCUCCAUUUACUUAGGCAUGCUUCGGCCCAAUGUAUGCCGGGAUAAAAUUAUACUAUUUGCUAUGAACCCGAAAAUGCAUCCCGUUUAGCUCA
Suillus clintonianus is the source of this 1010-nucleotide messenger RNA. Its product is annotated as chalcone-flavanone isomerase-domain-containing protein. The record is from RefSeq and is a predicted model, not a curated record. The coding region runs from base 93 to 908 and encodes 271 amino acids. Gene Ontology annotation, molecular function: intramolecular lyase activity. NCBI's taxonomy places the organism in Eukaryota, Fungi, Basidiomycota, Agaricomycetes, Boletales, Suillaceae. The transcript has 5 exons.